Dermatophagoides pteronyssinus (European house dust mite) is the source of this 1737-nucleotide messenger RNA. RefSeq lists its product as uncharacterized. Gene Ontology annotation, molecular function: protein binding. NCBI's taxonomy places the organism in Eukaryota, Metazoa, Arthropoda, Arachnida, Sarcoptiformes, Pyroglyphidae. The record is from RefSeq and is a predicted model, not a curated record.
UUACCUCGAAUAAUUCUUACGUGAAAUAUAAGAUAAAAAUGUCGCCUCUAAUAAUUCAACAUAUGAAAAGAAGGUUUCAAAAAACCAAACCAAAAACAUCAAUAUCAUCUAAUAUAUCGUCACCUUUAUUUUUUGCAUCAUCAAAUUAUCAUUCGACAAUUUUAAUGGCCAUCAUCAUACAGCUAUUGAUUAUUUGUCUGAAUAUUGCCAAUAAUUAUGUGGAUGCUUUUGAUUAUUGGCGCAAGCUUGGUCCAUUAUCACCUGAUUUAAAGCUUGGUACCGAGUGUCGUAAUUCUUUGGAAUGUUUAUUGUUUGUACCGAAUAGUCAAUGUGAUUGUCAUAUUUGUAAAUGUCAACCGUAUCAUAUUCUUUACAAUCAAACCAUGUGUUUACCUGCAUCAUUACUUGGAUAUGCAUGCAGUGUAGAUGAGCAAUGUACAGCUCGUGUAUCAAAUGCACAAUGUACCAAUGGAUUAUGUCAAUGUGAAUCAAAUUAUCUUCCACUUCGUCGUGAUAAAUGUUUACCACCUGCAAUGGCCGGUGAUUUUUGUUUAAAUGAACAACAAUGUCUUAUGGGAAAUCGGCAAUCGAAAUGCAAAUAUAUUAUUCCACGAAUAUAUGGUAAAUGUCGCUGUUUGGAUGGUUUUUAUCAAACUAAAGAUAAUCGUUGUUUGCCAAAUUUACAAAGUUCAUGUAAUAAUUCAAAUGAAUGUCAACAAGUGACACCGAAUUCCUAUUGUGCUAAUUCAUUGUUUAGCACGAAUAAAUGUCAAUGUAAACCCGGGUUCCAGGAAUCAAAAGAUCAUCAAACAUGUCGACCAUUACCAACAACAACAACUACGACUACAACGACUGAACCACCAAGACAGAUUAUCACAAAUGAUGAUUUAUCACCAAAUUUUAUCGAUGAUAGUUUUAACGAAGAAGAAAUUUCAUUUGAAGAUGAACCGCAAAUUCGUAAUGCAAAUGCUGUUUCAUUGGGUAAACAUUGUAAUCAUUCAUUCGAAUGUCAACUCCGCGAUCCAUAUUCUCGAUGUAUCGAUGGUAUUUGUGAUUGUAUUAAACGUUCUGAUGAAUGUAACGCACUAAAACCGGGAUGUCACGCCGAUACAUUUCAAUGUCGUAAUGGACAAUGUGUUUCUUGGUAUUUUGUUUGUGAUAAAAACAAUAAUUGCGAUGAUGGUUCUGAUGAAAAUCAAUGUGAACCAUAUAAUUGUCCGAAAGAAACAUUUCAAUGUAAAUCUGAUGGUAUCUGCGUACCGCGACAAUCAGUCUGUAAUGGAAAAUGGGAAUGUUCAGAUGGAUCGGAUGAGGCUCUUUGUCAUAAAGGAAAUUCUUGCGAUAGUCAAGCCUGGCAGUGUAAAUCCGGACAAUGUUUACCUCAAUAUGCAUUCUGCAAUGCCGUUUCCGAUUGUCUUGAUGGUAGCGAUGAGGAUGAAGAAAUCUGUGAAAGCUCCAUGACUUGUCCAAAUGGAACCUUCACAUGUUCGAAUCGAAUGUGUCGAUCAACGGCUAUUCUAUGCAGCGGUGUAGAUGGAUGUGGAGAUAAUAGUGAUGAAGAACGAUGUGAAGUUUGCUACUGCCAAAAACCAUGAUACUCAUUAAGAUAUGGGACGAUUUCUUGUGAGAGUUUAUCAUCGCCAUAUAAAUCAUCCUGAUCAUUGGAUAACAAUUUUCAUUGCCUUUUCUCAUCAAUUCCUUAAUUUAUUUUCAUCUUUGUCAUUACUAUUCAUUGUA